AUGCCUUCGAACAAGUCGUUCCGCACCAAGGUCCACCUGGCCAAGGCUGCCAAGCAGAACCGCCCGAUUCCCCAGUGGUUCCGCCUCAAGGCCGACUCGAAGAUCCAGUACAACGCCAAGCGACGCAACUGGCGUCGUACGAAGCUUAACCGUUCCGUUCUGUCGAAUUUGGCCCUCCGCGAGUGUCUGGCUGACCUUACGACGUUCCGCAGUCUAAUCGGGUUUCGAGCGGCCUCUUCCGACACUCCCUGCGCCUUUCCCGCCUUCCUUUCGCCUCUUUACACUCCUCAGCGAUCUUUUCUACCCUCUACCACUUCCCCGUACCCGCCAACAUCGUUCAUUCGACUCGGCGGCUUCGGAAAGGUCUGGAGGGAGACGGGCGUUCGUUCGGAGGUGGACGAUGUGAGGGUUGGGUUAGGAGGGUUGUAG
This is a messenger RNA of Rhodotorula toruloides NP11, 429 nucleotides long. Its product is annotated as 60S ribosomal protein l39. Gene Ontology annotation, cellular component: ribosome; cytosolic large ribosomal subunit. Lineage: Eukaryota; Fungi; Basidiomycota; Microbotryomycetes; Sporidiobolales; Sporidiobolaceae. Bases 1 to 429 code for a protein of 142 amino acids. Gene Ontology annotation, biological process: translation. Gene Ontology annotation, molecular function: structural constituent of ribosome. The transcript has 3 exons. The record is from RefSeq and is a predicted model, not a curated record.